Daucus carota subsp. sativus is the source of this 1761-nucleotide messenger RNA. RefSeq names its product E3 ubiquitin-protein ligase PRT1. The coding region runs from base 175 to 1551 and encodes 458 amino acids. Lineage: Eukaryota; Viridiplantae; Streptophyta; Magnoliopsida; Apiales; Apiaceae. The transcript is spliced from 7 exons. Gene Ontology annotation, biological process: proteasome-mediated ubiquitin-dependent protein catabolic process. Gene Ontology annotation, molecular function: ubiquitin protein ligase activity; zinc ion binding. The record is from RefSeq and is a predicted model, not a curated record.
AUACGUUUGAAAGUUUAUCGUUGAUUCGGGCCUGUAGGCAAUCCACAGAUAAAGGCCCACAAUGUUUUACUCCAGGCCCACAUUCGUUGCUCAUCAGGUUCCUCGAGACUAAUGAAUAUUUAUGAUUAAACUCGACACCGAAACACCACAGAGAAGAUUUCAGAAUUGAAGAUUAUGAUGGAGGCUGCCGACGAGAUAGAGGAUCAAGCAGAUGAGCAAAUCUGUGAUUCAUUCGUUUGUUGCGUUUGCCUAGAUCUCCUGUACAAGCCUAUUGUUCUGGCUUGUGGCCAUGUUUCCUGUUUCUGGUGUGUCCAUAGAUGCAUGAAUGGUCUUAGAGAGUCUCAUUGUCCGAUUUGUAGGCAUCCAUACCAUCAUUUUCCUACCAUCUGUCAGAUGCUUCAUUUUCUGCUCUUGAAGAUGUACCCCGUUACGUAUAAGAGAAGGGGAACUCAAACACUAGAGUAUGAGAAGUCAAUUGACUGCUUCUCACCAGAGAUUAAAGAUCCUGUACAUGCAACAAGUGAUAGUGAGAAAUCGAAUCAUCAGGGUGAUGCAGGCCAAUUGUCCCCUACAGAUGCUAGAGAACCCUCAUCUUCCUUAAGUUCACUUAGAGAGGGGCAAGCUGCUGCAAACAUGGAGGAACAAAGAUUUCCACCAUCAUUUGAAUGUGUUUGCUUGAACCAGCUAAAAGAAAACUCUUCUGGAGGUCUUGAAGUAACUAAUAGCGAUGCUGCUGAAGAAAAGUUAAAAUCCGGGAAAGAUAAUGGAGCUCAGGUGCGGGUGUCAAUUGCUGAUAUGCUUUGUGUAGCGUGCAUUCAACUGCUGUAUCGACCAGUUGUUCUUAACUGCGGACAUGUCUUCUGUGAGACUUGCAUAAGCAUCCCAGCAGAUGAAAAACUUAGGUGCCACGUAUGUCAGAGUUUGCAUCCAAAUGGAAUCCCCAAGGUUUGUCUGGAGCUUCAUCAUUUUCUGGAGAUCCAAUUUCCUACAGAGUAUGAACUUCGAAGAAACACAAUAAAGCAGGUCGAUUCUCAGCAAGAGGCUCCACAUAUAGGUUCAAUAGAAUCUAAUAAACAACGUGACCAUUUGUCGUUUACACCAGAAGAAAAUUUCUCUCCGCCAUGGGGCGAUCACAACGUACAUGUACAUUUUGGAGUUGGUUGUGAUUUUUGCGGGAUGUUUCCCAUAAUUGGAAAUAGAUAUAGAUGCAAAGAUUGUGUGGAGGCUAUAGGCUUUGAUCUUUGUGGUGAUUGUUACAAUACUAGGUCCAAGCUACCUGGCAGGUUUAAUCAGCAGCACACCCCAGAACACAGUUUUGAAGUUGUUGGAUCAAACUCCAUACGUAGGACGAUCUUGAGGCUGAUAAUGGGACAGGUAGAAGAUGGUGCGGCUGCUCCUAAUAUUCCUGAAAUUGACUUAGAAAACCCUGAAAAUGCAAUUCAUCCCGCUGAUGAUAAUGUUGAAGUGGAUGGAGGAAAUGAGUCGGUAUCCUUUCUUAUCUCAACCAGUAACCCACAGGAGCAAAGCGACGAGCAGUCACCCCCCAUGUGAAAUGCAACAGUGAUACUCUGGACCAUGGUGUCUGAGCCUUGUAGCAUUGCAAUUGAGCCUCAUAAUUUGAGCUUCUUACAAGUGUAUUGCAGUUUUGCAAUGCAUAUAUGCUGAAAAUUCAGUGUGAAUUUGGCUAUCGUAUAUAUAAUGUGAAAUAAAUGUUUAAGAUACCUUUGUUUAAUUGGUACGCUUUAUGCAUCUUCUCAAGAA